AGAUAACAUUAUAACGAAUUAAAGGUUAUUUGAAUAAUAUAAUGUAGUUUAAGUUUGGAAACAUUGUCUAAUUGUUAAAUAAAAGUCGCUCUAUCAUUGUGUUCACAAAGUGAACAUAUUUUUUUCUGAGAAAAAAAAAGGAGGAUCGUACCCAGUAUCACUGUAUGACAUGAUAAACCACCAUCUAGUGGAGAAAUGAAAAACAUAUAUAAGCUAGCCAGUGUUGCUUUGGUGACUCGAUCACAGAGCGUAGUUUUGGGCCGUAAACGUCACACAAUAUGGGUAACACGGCCACCUUGCGGUUCCGUUUGGUAAGACAUUUUUCAUGCAGGUCACAAAUCAGGUUGUUCCUCUGGUGCCUAGCAACGGCGGUCCAGGCAAAUAAACAAAGCGCCAUCUGCGCUUACCAUAGCCACUCCGGGAUGCGUGUAACGUGACCACAGAAUCCUCGCCAUGGCAGAAGUGACAGACCUCUGUCGCGCUGGAGGGCCACCUGCCGGUCAGCGCUUUCUAACCUGUGGAAGCAGUAUAGCCACCCCGCAUCGCUGCCUGUAAGGAGAGAACGGAGGAAGAUUCCGGAGGGAUCGCGACCGGUGUGUGGAGUGAGCGGGGAAUAAACGAGAGGGACAGCUGGACCGGCGAUGCGCGCCAGGGCGCUCGGUGUCGGAGAGCGGCUGCUGCCGUUGAUCUCCGCGGCGCUGCUCAGGCACCAAAAUGCGACACCGGAGGAUCCCAGACUCAGGGAAACGUGGAGGGAAACGGACCCGUACUGGAAUGUGACUGUGAGGGUUCUGCGAGCGUCCCACAUCCCCAAACUCGACUUCUUGUCAGAGUCAGAAUGCUACAUUAGCCUGCGGCUCCCGACAGCCACCUCCCAGACGUACCGCACCCGCACCAUCCAUAAGACCCGCUUCCCCGAGUGGAACGAGACCUUCCACUUCCGUGUGCACGGCCACGUGAAGAACGUUUUGGAGCUCAGCAUCUGUGAUGAAGACUGGGUGAAGGUGGACUGCUCCACCGUCCUGUUCGACCUCAGCAACCUCUAUCCAGGGAAGAGAGAGAGGAAGGUCUUCCCUCUGGACCCUGAGGAAAAAGAUGAACUUUGGGUGGAGUUUGAGAUAGAGGAGAGCAAACAACCGCCAGGAACCUGCCUCACUAAUGGAGUCCUAGUGGCUGAGCCGUUCUCUCUCCUGGAGGUCAAAGUUGAAGGAGUGGAAAAGGAAAAGGAGGGGCAGGACCUGGUUCUGAAGCUGACCGGACCGUAUGAUCAGGAGCAGGUGGUUCUGAGGGCGGACCCAGGCAGUGAGCCAGCCAGGCCGGUUCUGUUCCACUUCACCAGGGACCAGGACACGCAUCUGGAGAUCCACAGCCUGCAGGAGGAGGAUGAAGAGCAGAAGCAGGAUGGAGAGGGGGAUUCUGGGAAAGAGACGCGGGGUGGAGUGGGUUCCUGUGCGGUCGCUCUGCGGCCGCUCCCCGUCGACCAGCUGGUGACCCUGUCUGUACCUGUGGGACAGGAGGACAUAGAUCUCAAACUGAAAACUAAAGACUGCUCAGAGGAGCUGGACGUGCGUCUGGGCUUUGACAUCCCCGCGGAGGAGAAGCAGUUUCUGGAGAAAAGGGGAGCUGUGGUGUCCCGUGCUCUACAGGAGCUCCUGAACCUGCCCUCCACGCCAGAACCCCACCAGGUGCCUGUGGUGGCGGUAGUGGGCUCGGGGGGCGGGACUAGGGCGAUGACAGGGCUGUGUGGCAGUCUGAUUGGCCUGCAGACGCUGGGCGUGCUCAAUGCUGUCAGCUACAUCACCGGCGUGUCUGGAUCCACCUGGGCGAUGUCGGGCCUGUAUGCUCACGCUGGCUGGUCAGAGGCCCUGGAGGCCCUGGUGUUGGAGCUGAAGGGGCAGUUCAGUAAGAGCGCGCUGGGCAUCUUCUCCCCCGGCCAGCUGCAGUACUACCAGCAGAGCCUGCAGCAGAAGGCCCGGAGCGGCCAGCUGGUCGGCUUCAUCGACUUCCUGGGCCUGGGCAUCGAGUACCUCAUCCACGGCAAGGAAAACCACAGUACCCUGUCCAGCCAGCAGAGGGCAGUAGCAGAAGGACAGAACCCCUAUCCCAUCUACACAGCCGUUAACAUGAAGAACAGCAUCGGGGGCAGUGCAGCCAUCUCAGAGUGGUGUGAGUUCACCCCGUAUGAGGUGGGAAUUCCCAAAUAUGGGGGGUUUGUGCGGGCUGAGGACUUUGGCAGCGAAUUCUACAUGGGUCACCUGAUUAAGAGACACCCUGAGGCACGAAUCACCUACCUGCUGGGCUUGUGGAGUAGUAUUGUCUCCUUUAACCUGCGGCAGAUCCUGUUUAGACUCCUGGGAUCAGUGCCCUCCUGGAUCACAGGCCUGGGAGACGAUGUCUACGACACAGAUGAACAGCACUCUGCCGGGUCCUCUGCCCUGGACACCUACUUCAUCGAGCCGGUCUGGGAGCUGGCUGAAACGCUGGACAGCCUGGUGACCAACCGACCGCUCAUCAGCAAGAACUACAACUUCUUGCACGGGUUUCACCUGCUGUGGAACUACAGCGAGAACGACGGCUUCCUCACCUGGAGAGACAUACACCUGGACUCCUUUCCGAACCAGAUGACUCCGUCGGACGGGGAGCUGCACCUGGUGGACUCAGGCUUCGCGGUGAAUUCGGGGUUCCCCCCCGUCCUGCGCCCCCAGAGGCACGUCGACCUCAUCCUCUCCUUCAACUACUCCUGGAACCGCGACCAGUUCAAGGUCCUGAGGAAGACGGCUCAGUACUGUGCCGAUCACCACAUGCCGUUCCCUCAGAUCGACUUCCACAGCCUGGAGGAGCAGCCCCUGCAGGAGUGCUACCUCUUCCAGGACGAGCGGGACCCCCGCGCUCCCAUAGUGCUUCACUUCCCCCUCAUCAACGCCUCUUUCCGGGAGCACUGCACCCCAGGUGUGCGGCGCGUGGGGGAGGCGGAGCUGCAGGAGGGACAGGUAGACGUAGAAAGCAGCAGCUCCCCCUACAGGACCAUGAACCUGACGUACGAGCCGGAGGACUUCCAGCGCCUGGUCAACCUCACCGCCUACAACGUCGCCAACAACCGGGAGACCGUGCUGCAAGCCCUGAGGCUCGCCCUCCACAAACACAACCACACACACACCCCUGAGACCAGCCCCGCCCACACACACACACCUGAGACCAGCCCCGCCCACACACACACACCUGAGACCAGCCCCGCCCACACACACACACCUGAGACCAGCCCCGCCCACACACACACACCUGAGACCAGCCCCGCCCACACACACACACCUGAGACCAGCCCCGCCCACACACACACACCUGAGACCAGCCCCGCCCAUACACACACACCUGAGACCAGCCCCGCCCAUACACACACACCUGAGGGAAUUAACAGGCAACGUGGUUCCUGCACAAUACUAUAAUUUUAAACCACGACUUUUGAAUCACCAUGUCAACAACAUUCUUGCCAUUUUAACUGUACAUUUGUGUAAUUUGUUAAAAUGGGUUAGGGUUAGGUUAAAUCAUUGAAACAAAAUAAAUCAUCAGUAUGUAGUG
Molecule: messenger RNA, 3576 nt
Organism: Conger conger (European conger)
Lineage: Eukaryota; Metazoa; Chordata; Actinopteri; Anguilliformes; Congridae
Product: cytosolic phospholipase A2 zeta-like
Exons: 21
Coding region: 642-3443 (933 amino acids)
Biological process (GO): glycerophospholipid catabolic process
Cellular component (GO): cytosol
Molecular function (GO): calcium-dependent phospholipid binding; calcium ion binding
Source: RefSeq, a predicted model, not a curated record